CGCAAUCGCAACGUCGCAGUCGCGGCAUCGCAACACCACCACGCUCAUUACGCAACACACGCAUACGGCCCGCGCAUAGACACCGCAGGCCAUCCCGCAGGCCAUCCCGCAGGCCACUCCGCAGGCCACUCCGCAGGCCAAGCCCACACACCACGCCCAAUCGACCAUCCAUGACCUGCGAUUCCUCGCUCUCACAUCGCUCCGCUCGGUGACGCUCCCUCGGUGGCCAUGGGCGACGUCGAGUCGCUCGCGCAGCUGCUGCGCCAUCCCGAAGACCUCGACAAGAUCCCCGCGCUCAAGGCCGAGUUCUCGCGCAAAAAGGCCGCCGUCGACGGGCAGCUGCGCCAUGGCCUGCGCGAGCAGCUGGAGCUGACGCAGGCCGGCAUGAACAGCAUCUCCGAGGGGCAGCGCACCGUCAACCUGAUCAAGGAGGAGAUGAUGAAGAUUGACAAGCUGUGCGCCGAGGCCCAGAACAUGAUCCAGGACUUCCCCCACAUCAACGUCGUCGCCCAGACCCACAAGAACUUCGAGAGCGUGGAGACGAUGCGCAAGGACAUCCAGAGCUUCGACGAGCGCCUGGCGCAGCUCGAGUACCUGCUCGACCAGGACGACGAGGCGCCCACCGAGCAGCCCAAUCUGCUGCAGAUCCACUACGGCCUGACGCAGCUGCGCGACAUCCGCGACGUGGCCAUGGACCAGAUCAAGAGCACCGAGCAUGGCUCCACCGAGCUCAUCGACAACCUCACGCUCGAGAACGGCGCGACGGUGCAGGACCUCUUUGCGCGCCUGGACGACGUCAUCGAGCGCUUCGACCAGCACAUCGGUGAGGCCUGCAUCAACCUGAUCGAGCUGGUGCAGACGGGCAACGACGGUAUGGUCGUGCGACUCGCCGUCAUCGUCGAGGAAGAGGAGAAGACGGAUGCCAAGGUCAAGGCACUGCAAGACGCCCAGCGCGAGUACAAGGACCUAGCAUCCCGGUUCAAGUCCAUCACCGCAGGACCCAAGGAGCUGCGCGGCUACAAGGACAAGUUCACCAAAGCUAUCGAGUACGUCUGUGAAGCCAACAUGGCCGAGGUCCGGGAGAAGUUCGACGAAGACCCCGACAAGGUGGACAAGUACUUCAAGUGGUACUUCAACAACCUCAACACCGUGAAGCUGGGCAUGGUGAAUCUGAUGCCGAAGAAGUGGAAGAUCAUGCAAACAUAUACGAACAUCUACCACAGACAGAUGCACGACUUCCUUAUGAGCCUCGCCGACGACGAAGGCCUUGGGCCGCAAUACCUCCUCGCCGUCAUCAACUGGGUGGAUAGGUACUACGCUAAGAUGAACAAGCUCGGCUUCCCUGGAGAAUCACUGGAGCCUCAUGUUAUCGACAACCGCGGCCCAGAGCUUAUCCGCACAUACCGACAAGUCAUCAUCAACGCCGUAGACCAAUUCAUGGACCGCAUCAACUCUGGCGACCGCAAGUCCUUCCUCGACCAAGACCGCAACGCCUACGAAGUCAACCCCGACGGCAUUUUCCAGACGCGCUCCCUCGGCGAUGUAUGGACCAUGCUCUCGCAAAACCUCUCCGUAGCCGCGAGCAGCGACCGCAACGACGUCGCCGAAGGCACCGUCGACUCCAUGAUCCGGGCACUCACCACGCGCCAACGCAUCUGGACGCAGCUCAUCGAUGACGAAAAGGACAAAUACAUGGGCCCCACCCCCGCACAAGACGGCGACGGCGUAGCAGUCUUCCAAGAAUGGCUCAUCGCCAUCGCCAACGACCAGAUCAUCUGCAUCGACGACGCUGACGAAGCGAGCGGUCGCCCGAGUUUUGUCACGAUUUUUGAGAGAGAAGCGAGUCCCCUGCUGUCUCCAACGUAUCUGUCCGACCGCCUGGCUCCGCAACUCGAUGAGCUGCGGAACGGAUAUAUUGACAUCUCAUCACACUGCAUACAGAUCUUCUGCCAGCUCAUCUUCUUAACUGAUUUCCGCCCCAUCCUCAGCAAGUUCUUUACGCAGGAGUGGUACCAGCGCACAGACAUGGCGUCCAUCAUCAUCACGUUCCGCGACUACCUCGCCGACUACGAAGAACAAGUUCACCGCUCCUUACGAGACUUGUUGAUCGAUUCGUUAGCGGAUGAGCUGUUGGUGCAAUAUCUCGGCGCCGUGCGCAACAAAGGCGUCAAAUUCCGGCGCAGCGACGCGUUCGCCGCCAAGCUACGCGACGACUUGGUAACAGCAUUCGAGUUCUUCCGCACGUACGGGGACCAAGGUCGUGAAAUAAUGGGUAGGUGGCGCGCUGUGGAGUUUUUCCUCAGACUGCUAGAGACGGACAAGAGUCAGGUGCCGUUCGUGUAUGAAGAGUUCAAGGCGACGUAUAGAGAGGUGCACAUCGGCUGGGUCGAGGCGGUGCUGAGGAGUAGGGAUGAUUUUGAUAGGGCGAUGUUGAAUGCGGUGAAGAGUAAGGCGGCGGAGGUCACGGAGGAUUUGGAUGCACCGGCGGAUCCUAUCAUGGGCAGAGUCAAGUAGGAUGGCACUUGAGCAAGAACAAAACUGUCUUUCCACAUAUUUCCGUCCACAGUUGAAGUUCACGACAUGGUAAGACCCCAACUUCUGACGGGCGCAUCUGCAGGUACCUGCACUAGCGAGUACGCGUACGGUCGAUCAAGCCUCCCCGCACCCGCCAUCAUUCUUAC
Messenger RNA from Macroventuria anomochaeta, 2681 nucleotides. RefSeq names its product exocyst complex component Sec6. Gene Ontology annotation, cellular component: exocyst. The record is from RefSeq and is a predicted model, not a curated record. The transcript has a single exon. Gene Ontology annotation, molecular function: SNARE binding. Lineage: Eukaryota; Fungi; Ascomycota; Dothideomycetes; Pleosporales; Didymellaceae. Gene Ontology annotation, biological process: exocyst localization; exocytosis. Bases 229 to 2514 code for a protein of 761 amino acids.